Molecule: messenger RNA, 1932 nt
Organism: Colletotrichum karsti
Lineage: Eukaryota; Fungi; Ascomycota; Sordariomycetes; Glomerellales; Glomerellaceae
Product: TPR domain-containing protein
Exons: 1
Coding region: 1-1932 (643 amino acids)
Molecular function (GO): protein binding
Source: RefSeq, a predicted model, not a curated record
AUGGCAUCCCGCAACAACACCAACACAGUCCACCUGACUGAGCAGGAGGCGGAGCGCAUCCGAAAAACCGUCCAGGACAAUGUAGACAAGCGUGCCGGCAUUGUUGGUCAGGCCCGAGAGUUUAGAGAUGCUCAUGGCGCCAUCAGCCAGGCGACAGGCGCAUCCCUCAUGCAGGAUAUGGGCAACAUGACAGGGUCGGGCAGUGAGGAUACGCUGCCUGCUCUCGGUGUCGGACAGGCAUACCUGCCAUCCACAGCCUCUCUUCGAGACCUGGAACCAAUGGGGUUCGCUGACCUCAAGAUGGAAACUCAUCAUAAGGGUCGGAGACUCACCAUCAAGCGUGCGGCCCCAGUAGUCACACAUGCGGCCCGGUCGUGGACCAUGGUUCAGGAUGAAGAAGCAAAAGAGACGGAAAGAUUGGAGGUUUGCCUCCACAAGACCAUGCACGGAGGAGAGCUGCUGGAGUCUGCUACCGUUUUCGAGAUUAAGGAACCUUUCUUCACCUUGACUGAAGAAGGUGAGGCAACGAUUAGGAUCGAUCAUCCUUCAGACCUUGUUCCUAGGACGGAUCCGGCCCCAGGUGCCGACAAGAAGGAGCCCGAGGUCAUGGCGAAGAAGUGCAAGGAUUUGGGCAAUGAGGCUCUCACGAAAAAGAAGCUGGGGUUGGCUCAUGCACGGUAUACCCAAGGUCUAGAGUUCGCUCAAAAGGACCUUGCGAAGGCAGCAGAUUUGGCCCGAGAUAUCUACCGCAACCGCGCUCACGUCAACCUUCUUCUGAGCCGAUGGGACGAGGCCAUCACCGAUGCUAAGGCUUCUCUUAUUGAAAAGGAUGACGACAGGUCGAAGGAGCUUGAUAGCAAGGCCUAUUUCCGCGCUGGUACUGGAGCAUACAACCUUGGAGAGUACCAGCAGGCCAAGGGCUUCUUUGAGAAGCAACUGGAACUUGCGCCUGAAGACAAGGGCGCGAAAGCCAACCUGAGGAGAUUGACCGUGCGUCUGAAGGAGCAAACCGAGGGAACUCACGACCUCAACAAGAUCAGAGCUGGCCUAUCACGAUCCUCAUCACGAGCUGACGCAGCUACCUACAACGGCGACACCGAGGUCAAGGACAGCAAGGGUCGGGGCCGUGGUCUCUUCGCUACCCGCGAUAUCCCGUCUGGGAAGAUCAUCAUGAUUGAGAAGGCAUCGUCUGUUGUUUGGGGCCACGAGAGCGAGGCUCUGACCGGAAUGACAUACGACGUCCGGGACAAGAAGAUCAGGGUGUCGCCGAUCGGUUUGACAAAGUCUAUCGUUCAACGACUUCUGAACAACCCCUCGCGCAUCGAGGGUGUUGUUGAUCUCUGGGGCGAUUACCGUGGAGACGGCAAGGGCCUCGUCAAGACCGAUGAGGGCCCAGUCGUCGACGUCUUCAGGAUACACGACAUCGUCUGCCGCAACGCGUUCGGCGCGGACGACCAGCAUCUGGGAGGUGUGCCAAAGCCGAGCACGGGUCUCUGGGUCCGCGCCGCCUACAUCAACCACUCCUGCGUUCCCAACGCCAAGAGAGAAUUCGUCGGCGACCUCAUGGUUGUCCGCGCCCUCCGCAAGAUCUCCAAGGGCGAGGAGAUCUUCCACAUGUACGACGAGUCUAGCGACUACGAGACGAGGAAGGCUGCUCUGAUGACUACCUGGGGCUUCGAGUGCGACUGUGCCCUCUGUGCGGCUGAGAAGACUGACGAGCCUGCGACGAGGAAGAAGAGGAACGAGUUGGUGGCUGAGGCGAAUGACUUCCUCAGCAAAGUUCACUGGUCGGGCGCGAAGCGCCUCAACGUUCUCAAGGCGCAGCGUCUUGCGAACUCGAUCGACGAGACCUAUGGCGGCAAGAAGUAUGAGGGUCUGUCUCGUCCGGCAUCGCAGGGUAUCAGAGAAUGGCUUGCGAGAGCGAACCAAUAG